Theileria orientalis strain Shintoku is the source of this 1185-nucleotide messenger RNA. RefSeq lists its product as uncharacterized. Gene Ontology annotation, cellular component: endoplasmic reticulum membrane; Golgi membrane. Gene Ontology annotation, molecular function: ceramide cholinephosphotransferase activity; sphingomyelin synthase activity. The transcript has a single exon. Gene Ontology annotation, biological process: ceramide biosynthetic process. The record is from RefSeq and is a predicted model, not a curated record. The coding region runs from base 1 to 1185 and encodes 394 amino acids. Lineage: Eukaryota; Apicomplexa; Aconoidasida; Piroplasmida; Theileriidae.
AUGGAUCCACUCAAUAAUUCUGAAGGUAAUGCCAAUUCUCAGGGCGAAUAUUCAAGCUCUGAUUCAGACUUGGUGCUGGAAAUAGACUAUAACCUGCCUUUCGUGGUAGGGGAAGAUACUUCCGUGGAGUACGAGGUCAAAUCAGCGAUUAACCAGUUCAGGCAAAUGCUGGGAAUGUACCUGUUUCGGGUGGUGAUGAUUUUAAUUCUUCUGACGCUGGUGCUCUUCUUCCAGGGCAUCCUGAUGUUUCUGAGCGACAAGCACUACAUGAAAACGCGUAGGAUCCCGCUGCCGGACAGAAUCCACGAGAUUGUGGAUCGGUUCAACCACCCGUUCAGUCCAGCUCUUUGCGACGCCACAAUGUUUAUAUUCGUGUUCGCAGGGAUCCUGAGAGUAGUCAUGUUCACUCCCCUGUUCUACACUCUUCAGAUGAUUCUGAGGUACGUGACUCUCUUCGGCUCCGGCUACUUCAUCAGGGGCUUCUUCGUCUACGUAACGACCAUGCCCUCGUGUUAUCGAAACUGCACUCCCGAUUUAACAAACAGGGGAUUCUUCCAGUUCUUCAUCAGGAUCCUUGCAGGCUACAUGGGCAUAGUGACCAACUGCACGGAUUUGAUCAUCUCCGGGCACACUAUGUUCACGGUGAUCACCUGCGUUCUGCUGUGCGAGAACCUGAGGUUCCUGGCAUCGAAGAUAGUUUGUUGCCUCUACACCGUCAUGGUCCUAUUUUUCAUCGUGGCCUGCAAGUACCACUACACCGUCGACGUGCUGUUCGGCCUGCUGCUCUCGGUACUGAUGUACUACUUCUACUACUCAAAGAUCGACGACUACGGAAUCAACUUGUACAACAAAAUCUACCACUCCAGAUCUAAAGCGGUGCAGGACUCACGAGUAACAAGCACGCACGACAGCUACUUGACUGCGUUGUUGGCCAGUUUCGAGAUGUUGGAGGAGCGCAUGGUAUUAGGGCAGAAGAUGAGGACCUUGUAUCUAUUAGUGAACAGCGAGAAGAACCUAAUCGACAAGAAUCUACUGAGAAAAUUUAAUCGUUACGUGCAUCUGUUUGGAGCAGACGAAUCGGAAGAUAUCACCACCUUAUACAGAGGAACCAAAAGAUUCAACUUCUACUACUGGAAGUCAUUGUAUAGAAUAAUAUUUAGGAGAAAAAAGAUAAUAACAAUCUAA